AUGCACCUCAACGGCACGGCGUACCCGUGUGGCGCCUACAAUACAGCUGGCGUCGCGACCACGGUGAGCAACUUGCUGCCCUCGAUUCUGCUGUCCGUCUUUCUGUGUAUUGCGUUUGGCAGUGUCGUGGCCAGCGCCCAGCUCCGUUACUACCAACGCCGCUGGCUCCUCGAUGCGUCGUGGACAAAAGACAGUGCGUUCAUGAUGGCGUGCGGGCUACCCCACUGGUUUACGAGUCUCCCGCUCGACAAGCACGAAGCCAUCAAGAUUGGCAACCGCCUCUUCUGCAAGCCGAGCAUGCAAGCCCGCAUGGGCUACGCCAGUGUGACGGUGCAGCCCAGCAACGUCAUUUACGUCCGAGCUGUUGCCAAGACAGACGAGCCGACGUUCCUCCUACUUAGCGUAUACACGCUGCUCCUCGCCUUGACGCCUCCCUGGCUGCGCUGCGUUGGCCCCAACGUGUUUGGCGAGAUUGCGAAAAGCGAGCUUCAGCCAGCGACCACCAAGCGCUUGGAUCCACGCAUGGCGUACGCACAUAGCCGCGGCUCGUGCGUUAACUAGUUAAACGUCACAUUUCAUGCUAGUACUACUAAACAUUUUGGUCGUGGCGAGCGAGUCGACCCUUGAC
Molecule: messenger RNA, 628 nt
Organism: Saprolegnia diclina VS20
Lineage: Eukaryota; Oomycota; Saprolegniomycetes; Saprolegniales; Saprolegniaceae
Exons: 1
Coding region: 1-561 (186 amino acids)
Source: RefSeq, a predicted model, not a curated record